This is a messenger RNA of Entamoeba invadens IP1, 879 nucleotides long. RefSeq names its product fructokinase, putative. The coding region runs from base 1 to 879 and encodes 292 amino acids. NCBI's taxonomy places the organism in Eukaryota, Evosea, Mastigamoebida, Endamoebidae. The record is from RefSeq and is a predicted model, not a curated record. The transcript has a single exon. Gene Ontology annotation, molecular function: kinase activity.
AUGAUUGCAAUUGGCAUUGGUGAAGUAGUAUGGGACAUUUUCGAUACCGUCCGUAAACAAGGUGGUGCUCCCACCAACUUUGCAAUGUAUAUGGGGCAAUUCGGGUUUGAGUCGUAUGGGAUCACACGUGUCGGCGAUGACGAGUUGGGUCGCGAGGCCCUCUUAAGGAUGGAACAAUUUGGCGUGCGCUGCAUCGAACCUUUUGUCCCUUAUGAGACAUCCACUGUAGAGAUCACACUGCAUAACGGCAUUCCACAAUACAAAGUGAAAGAGAAUGUCGCUUGGGAUCAUCUUGUUCUUACGGAUAAAGAGUUUUCAUUGUCUCAGAAUGCGAAAUGUGUCUGUUUUGGUACAAUUGCUCAACGCUCUGAAGAAACGCAUCAAAGCAUCAUGAAGUUUCUCAAGGCGAUGCCUGUCGAUUCUCUUCGAGUCUUUGAUGUGAAUCUGCGACAGAAGUAUUACACUGCAGAAAUCGUGAAAGAGAGUUUAUCACUGUCAAAUGUCGUCAAAAUGAGUGAUGAGGAGGUUCAAAUAGUCGGUUCUUUAUGUGCUAUAUCAGGAGAUGAUCUUCAAGUCAUGAAACAGAUUCAUUCCCUCUACAAUAUGAAGUAUUCAUUACUGACUCUUGGUGACAAAGGAAGUUAUGUGUUAUACAAUGACAAAUGUGUGUAUCUCGAAGCCACGCCAACACAAGUAGUCGAUACUGUUGGAGCGGGGGAUUCCUUUACCGCCGUUUUUGUGUCAUGUAUCUUAAAGAAUUAUACCGUUGAGGAAUCGCAACGGUAUGCAAGUGAAGUGGCUUCCUAUGUCUGUUCACAAGAAGGUGCGAUGCCGAUGCUUCCGGAGUGCUUCAAACGUGUGUUCAACGGAACAAAAUAA